This is a messenger RNA of Helianthus annuus (common sunflower), 905 nucleotides long. RefSeq lists its product as uncharacterized. The transcript is spliced from 3 exons. Lineage: Eukaryota; Viridiplantae; Streptophyta; Magnoliopsida; Asterales; Asteraceae. The record is from RefSeq and is a predicted model, not a curated record. Bases 430 to 792 code for a protein of 120 amino acids.
GACCUAGGAAUGUCAGAGUUGGCCGAGAUGUAUGAUCUCACUACCUUUGGAUCCCACCGAUACUUGUUUAAACGUAAACCUGGUGAAGAACACCCCAUUUUCAAAGCUACCAAAAACGAUACCAAUUGGAAGCGACGCUUCUUCUUCGUCAGAAGAGACUCUAUUCCAAACGGAAAGGAUCUACCCAAGGAGUGGUCCACCCAUGGUAGGAUAGAGGAUCCUGAGAAGGAUCACCAGAUAAUCUUGCUGUUGUUAUAGGAUCACUAACUCCCUUCUGUUUUAUGUUAUGCAGCUGUUACUGUUUCACACCUCAUACCGUCUCCUGCUACCAAAGAAAGGCUUGCUGCCUUUAGAAGACUCAGUCCUGAAACAAGAUCAUUCAAGACAAUCACCCAGGAUUCACAAGAGGUAUCCUCAGGCUCAGUCACCAUGUCAAGUGCUGGAAAAGCUUCAAAAUCUGCCUCCAAGUUCAGCGUGACCGAUCUGGAUAACGUGCGAUCCACCAAGAAAAAGCUUCCUGCUAGCCCAACUGCUUCGAUCCCCAAGGCACCCUCCAAAGGAAGGGGAGGCAAGAAAAGAAAAGCCUCUGAAGCUGAGGAUCUGCAAGGUCUGCCUCUAUCCGCCACCAAUUCCUUGAGUACUUCAACGAUAAAUUUGCUGAGGUGGGGAAUGUUGAGGAGCAGGACAGGAAGAUUGCUGACCUCCAACAAGUUGCACUGCUCAAGGAUCUUAAGAUUGCUGACCUCCAAAAAGACCUCCAAAGUGCCAAAAAUGAGACGGCCAAGGUGCUAAUCAAUGCUGAUUACGAGAAGCAUGAGAUCACCCAGGAUGCUAAAGUCUCUGCUGCCAUAGCGAUGUAUAAGACCAAAUUGCAAAUGGCCUUGGAAGCUCAGGAUCCCGACUUU